AUGAAUGAGAUUGUGGGGAUAUGGAUGGAGCGGGGGGGAUUGAAUGAGAUUGAGGGGAUAUGGAUGGAGCGGGGGCAUGGGGGAGCAGAACCACUCUCCCAGGAAGGAGCUUCAGCACAGGACACGUGCAGAGGCUCCAGGAAAGAAAAGCUGACAUCCCAGGCCUAUGCCCUUGGGGCCGUUUCCAACUCUAUGUCUACUUUUCUGACCUUUCCUAUCUAUAAGUUUGUGUUCCGGCAACAGAUCCAUGCCAUGGCAGUGUCAGAGGCUGUGAGACAGCUUUGGCACGAAGGUCCUCAAUACUUCUACCGGGGAACCUACCCUCCUCUUCUCUCCAAGACGUUGCAAAGGACUCUUCUGUUUGGGACUUAUGAUAGCCUGCUGUGCUUUCUCUCUCCUGUUGGGCCACAUACCCUGGGACACCACUGGGUUGCAGGGGUCAUGUCUGGCCUGGUGAAGGCUGUGGCACUCAGCCCCUUUGAAAGGGUGCAAAAUGUACUCCAGGAUGGUCACAAGCAAGCUCGCUUCCCCAGCAGCUUCAACAUUCUUGAAGAAUUCAAUUCUUAUGGGCUUUGGGGGCAGCUGUCACGGGGCUACUACCGUGGUUUCUGGCCUGUCCUGGCCAGGAACAGCCUGGGGAGUGCUCUAUAUUUUUCUUUCAAGCACCCCAUCCAGGAUGGCCUGGCAGAGCAAGGCCUGCCCCAUUGGGUUCCUGCCUUGUUGUCUGGUAGUGUCAAUGAAACAAUCACCUGCCUAGUUCUGUAUCCUCUGAUUGUGCUGGUUGGUAAUAUGCAGUCCCAUAUUGGAUGGCAGAGCAUGCCAAGCCUGUGGGUCUCUGCCCAGGAUGUGUGGAACACUUGGGGCCAAAAGCUACUCCUGAUCUACUGUGGAGGCUCCCUGGUCAUCCUAAGGUCCAGGGUGACAUGGGGCCUCACUACAGCAAUCCAUGAGUAUCUGCAGAGGAAGUCACACUCCAGGAAAGAGCUGAAGACUGACUAG
Molecule: messenger RNA, 999 nt
Organism: Mandrillus leucophaeus (drill)
Lineage: Eukaryota; Metazoa; Chordata; Mammalia; Primates; Cercopithecidae
Product: solute carrier family 25 member 53-like
Exons: 3
Coding region: 1-999 (332 amino acids)
Source: RefSeq, a predicted model, not a curated record